AGCACCAAAAAAACCUUUGAAGAUUUUAAAAAGAUCAAAGAUUUUACAAGCUAAACAAACGAAGGUAAAAUUAAUGGACGAUAAACUGAAAAUUUAUGGGAUUCGUUGUUCAUUGGACUAUUAUUAAAGUCGAUUUUUGCACUGGAAAAGUCGUCGAAGCAAGAGUAGAAUAAUGGAAUAAAUUCGUUUAGAAUUGGGAACUCAAACAGCAAUAGAAUGGGAAUGAUGUUCUAGAUUUGUUCGUAAACAGCUUGUAUGUUAUCUGUGUUGUUUCUGAUUCAAAUACUCGCCUUGUUUUGACUACGAGAAGACGUAAACAAGACAAAAGGAACUAGGCAAGGAAAACAAAAAACAAAUAUGGCUUCUUCAGUCGACGAGAAUUCACUUAUUCGACCAAGCCAUUCAACUUUACAGUUUCAGCUGAUUAAGACAAUGAUAUUGUCUAGCUGUCUGAGUAGUUUUAUUACUAUCGUUAUUAUAUCAUUUCUACUUCGUAAUACUGCAUUCAUAAACAUAUACUUAAACAGUUCGGAUUCCAAACAGACUGAAGACUCAGUGGAUAUUUCUCGACGUUCUUACUCCAAUGAAGCCACGUUAAUUUUGCUAAAACAUGGAGUUAAGAAAGAAGCUGUUUGCCUUGAUGGUUCUCCCCCUGGAUAUUACUUCAGAGAAGGUUAUUUCGGGGGGCAAGACAACUGGAUAAUUCACUUCUUUGGGGGAGCUUGGUGCUUCGACGAGGAGGCUUGCCUUCAAAGAAGCAAGACCGUCUUAGGUUCUUCGAAGUUUUUUCCACCACAUCCUCCGAAACUCCAGGGGAUUCUAUCCAGUGACCCGGAGACAAAUCCGGACUUCUACAACUGGAAUUUAGUUAUGCUGUGUUAUUGCGAUGGAGCCUCUUUCUCUGGGUACAGAUUAGACCCGGUUGAAGUUAAUGGCGAGUAUAUUUAUAUGAGAGGACGAAGAAUUCUUGAAGUUAUUCUUGAACAACUGCUACAGAGCAAGUUUCGAAAUUCGCGCCGUGUUUUGUUAACAGGCACAUCGGCGGGAGGAAUGGCCGUCGUUAUACAUUCCGACUUUAUCCGAAGUAAACUUCCCAUUACGACGGACGUCCGAGCGGUUUCCGAUGCGGGUUACUUUGUCGAUGUACCAUCGAUUAACGGAGGAAACAUCAUUAAUAGGCAUUUUAAGAAAAUGUUUGAAAUUCAUAAUUCUGCCAUUGGUGUAAAUGAGGAUUGUGUUCGGGCUGCGGUGCCGAAAUAUCGAUGGAAAUGCCUGUUUCCGCAGCAUACAUUCAGGUUUCUUCGCACGCCUUUAUUUGUGUUGCAGUCGGCUUACGACGCAUGGCAAAUGAUUCACAUCCGGGGAAUUAACUGCGAAGUCCCCGAUUAUGAUAUGUUCAGGAAAAAACGUACCAUUAACRAGCGAGGGAUUUCAUCUGGUCACGCGGAACACAUUUGGGCGUACAAACAUAUACACGGUAUCUACUGUAAACCUCCAGAGUGUACGCAAAGAGAGCUACAAGGUUUAAUGCAGUUUCGCAACUUAACCCUACAUGCAUUGCGGCCCGUUCUGCGAUCCCGUUUUUCGGGUUUAGUUUUGACGUCAUGUAUGGAGCAUUCUCAGAGUCUAUACGACGAUACGUGGAACAAGAUUUACGUUGGUGGAGUUAGUAUUCAAGAGGCUGUGGGGAACUGGGCGCUUUCUCGGACGCGAUCUCAUUUUCAUGUGGACUGUCCCUUCCCGUGCAAUCCAACUUGUUCUCAUGUAUGGUAAGGGAAAUAUGCUUUUUGCGUAACAACGCGCUCGAGGAAGGAAGUCCUUUGGCAGAAUCAUGCUUUAUCAUUCAGCACUGAGAUGUGGACCUCAGAAGCUACCACGUUACAGACCAAUUAAAAUGGGGAAUCUAGAGGGAGUUAAGAUUACACAUAAUCUUUCUGGAUUUAUCCCAGUAAGACGCCAAUAGCGCAGCCAUAGUCGCAAGGUCGUGGAGAAUGCGCGCGCGCGUUUUGGCGCGAAAGUGAGUUCCCGCCUUACAUGCAUGUAUGCAUUUAUCCUUCUGGCAUAGCAAAGAAGCAAAAUCUUACUUUAAAAGUAUUCG
Molecule: messenger RNA, 2098 nt
Organism: Actinia tenebrosa (Australian red waratah sea anemone)
Lineage: Eukaryota; Metazoa; Cnidaria; Anthozoa; Actiniaria; Actiniidae
Molecular function (GO): hydrolase activity
Source: RefSeq, a predicted model, not a curated record